Arctia plantaginis is the source of this 357-nucleotide messenger RNA. The record is from the annotation of a GenBank genome assembly. NCBI's taxonomy places the organism in Eukaryota, Metazoa, Arthropoda, Insecta, Lepidoptera, Erebidae.
AUGUCUAGUUUUACUAAUUUGGUGAGGGUUUAUUCUAAGCGGAUGCCAAUCAACGCUUUUUCAAUGUCCAAAUAUUGCCAUACGGCAGCAGCUGAAGCUGGUCCAGCUGAAAAUGCUGGAAAAGAAGCCAAAAAGCCUCCAUCUAAAAGAAUGGAGGAGUUUAGAAAAAAAUUAGAAGAGACUACCCAGGAUGAUGUUGAUGAACAUGUAUACCGUGCGACUCCCGUCAAAAAUGAUCCCCUCCCGCCAUGGCCAAAUGACACUAAUCCACAUACAGGAGAAAUAGGAGGUCCAAGGGGACCAGAACCCACAAGAUAUGGUGACUGGGAGAGGAAGGGAAUAUGCACAGAUUUCUAA